Molecule: messenger RNA, 519 nt
Organism: Carcharodon carcharias (great white shark)
Lineage: Eukaryota; Metazoa; Chordata; Chondrichthyes; Lamniformes; Lamnidae
Product: protein Niban 1-like
Exons: 3
Coding region: 94-519 (141 amino acids)
Source: RefSeq, a predicted model, not a curated record
GAAUUUGCAAAACAGAGUUCGUUUGAAGUUCAAGCAUUUUCAGAAGCUAUUCAAUUCUUCAGGCAAGAAAAAGGCCAUUAUGGGUCCUGGGAAAUGAAUCAUGGCAAUGAAGCAUUGAUUCUAAGCAACCUGGUGAUGGAAGAACUGUUACCUUCCCUGCAAAGUGACAUCUUGCCGAAAAUGAAGGGCAAGAAGAACGAAAAGAGAAAGGCCUGGUUCAGCAUUGUGGAAGAUGCUUACAAUUUAGUACAAAACCAGCUUGCUGACGGAUUUCAGAACCUACAAGAUGAGUGCAAAGGAUCUAACAAGGAACUGGAGGGGAUAAUUCGUUCAGAUAUGGAUCAGAUCAUCUCCUCAAAGGAAUUUACUGCUGGGAAACUUAAAGGUGAAUACAGAGAGAUAAAAGAAUACACAAUGUGUGAAGGGCACUCAGCUUAUCAAGUCCAUUACUGCUGCAGACCAUGUAAGAUGUUCCCAGAUCACUCAAUCUCCUCCAAGAAGGCAAUCAAUCUAAUAUAA